Molecule: messenger RNA, 757 nt
Organism: Orycteropus afer afer
Lineage: Eukaryota; Metazoa; Chordata; Mammalia; Tubulidentata; Orycteropodidae
Gene: UBALD2
Product: UBA like domain containing 2
Molecular function (GO): protein binding
Source: RefSeq, a predicted model, not a curated record
AUGUCGGUGAACAUGGAGGAGCUGCGGCACCAAGUCAUGAUCAACCAGUUCGUGCUGGCCGCGGGCUGCGCGGCGGACCAGGCGAAGCAGCUGCUGCAGGCGGCCCACUGGCAGUUCGAGACCGCCUUGAGCACGUUUUUCCAAGAAACCAACAUUCCCAACAGUCACCACCACCACCAGAUGAUGUGCACUCCCAGCAACACACCUGCCACGCCACCUAACUUCCCCGAUGCCCUGGCCAUGUUCUCCAAGCUGCGCACGUCGGACAGCCUGCAGAGCGCCAACAGCCCCAUGGCGGCCGUGGCCUGCUCGCCCCCUGCAAACUUCAGCCCCUUCUGGGCUUCGUCACCCCCCAGCCACCAGGCGGCCUGGAUCCCGCCCUCCUCCCCCACGGCCCACAGCUUCCACCACCUCCACCACCCACAGCCCACGUGGCCCCCCGGAGCACAGCAGGGGGGGGCCCCGCAGAAAGCCAUGGCGGCAAUGGACGGCCAGAGAUGAGACUGGAGGCCACCGCCAGGCGGGCGCUGGGGGUGCCCAGGGCGGGGGGCACUGAGGAGGGAGCCGGGAGGGGGGAGCCGGGGCGGGCGGGGGGUUUCCUGAAGAUCGCACUGGAAGAUUUUAUAGAAGAAUUUUUGUGGGGGUGGGGGGACAGUAAACUUCCUGAGCCUCGUGGGUCCUUGAGGACUUUCUCUUCGGGCAAGGUUUUUUCUCUUUUUAAUAUGUGUAAUAUAUAUAAAUAUAUGGAUGUAACUAA